Symbiodinium pilosum is the source of this 1674-nucleotide messenger RNA. Lineage: Eukaryota; Dinophyceae; Suessiales; Symbiodiniaceae. The record is from the annotation of a GenBank genome assembly.
GCGCCUGCAAAAAAAAUCACACAGCAUGCGCGGGCUCUGGUGGAGCAGCAUGGUGCUCAUGAUGCUCGUGAGCAGCUAGGUGGAGUACUAUCUCAAAGUGAUAAAAAUGCAGCUCGGCAUGUGCAAUCUGUGGUCAAGAGAUUUGGACUGGACCUUCCCGUGCCAAUAAGUACCUUCGUGUAUGAAGAACAAGGCGAUACUGUGGCUAUGCCAUAUCUUCGACCUGGUGACUUUCUGAAAACAUUAAUGGAAUUGCACUCUGACCUGCUUCUUGGGGGCUACACGGCGGGGAGCAUAGCAGCGACUCGUAUGCUGGAGGUCUUUUGGCAAAACUACAGUUUGGAGCAUGCAGCGCACCCUGUUGUGGAAAUGCCGCGAGACUUGCAAAAGGUUGGAAGUGGCAAAGCUCGAGAUCCAGCAGCGCAGCGCCUCAACUGCCGACACAACUCAUACCUUCAGAAAUUCCUUCUGUUUGCCUACCCUAGCAAGCAUUAUCCCAAAAUGCCUGGAUUGCUCCGUGCGUUUCACAAACUGAUUUGCCAACAGCUAGCAGCUGUGUGUGCCACGGGCAUUGUUGUGAAUGAUCGCCGCUACUUUUUUGGUAUCAUUGGAUACAAAGGAGAUUUCGAGUACCAUGCCAAACUUGUAGACUAUACUCGGAACUACUCCCACCUGGGACGUGUGCGGGAAAUAGGGUGUUGCCCUGAGUGUGCUGCUGGCACACCCGGGAUCCCAUUUGAAGACAUUUCUGCUAAUGCUUCGUGGACUGCGACAGUGUGCCAAGAUCUACCGUGGAGAUCACCACCCCCUGUAACAGACAUUGGCUUCGACAGCUGGUACACUCUUCCAAGUCAAGCUGCGCGGUUUUUCCGGCGUGACCCGUUUCAUGUUUUCCGCCACGGAGUGGGACGGAACUUUGCAGCUUCGUGCCUCAUUCUGCUGGCCAAUUUUGGAGUUUUUGAUGAUCAGGAACCGGGGUCCUCUAAGUCUUUUGAGAGUCGGAUGGGACGUGCUUGGGGAUCGCUCAUGCUCUUUUGCAGCGUGCAGAAAUUACAUAUCAGCGGCAUGCGCUCUUUCAGUCGCGACAAGGUACAUUACGGGAAGGGGAUGACGUUUCCAUAUUUUAGUUGCAAGGGAUCCGACACAAUUAUACUCCUGAAGUGGCUGGCUGUGGUGGUUGGCGUGCAGCUGAAUCUGGCAGUGGAUGCUUCCUACGUGAAGGUGCUUGAGCACAUGCAAACGGGCAUAGAAGGAGGACUGGAAUUCUCCCAGGGCAUCUUUGGACACGGCGUGUGGCUCCGCUCCAGCUGCGUUUUGCAUCUCCGAAAGGCUUUGCAAAAGUUUGGCUCCUCGUAUGCGCAUUUAGCCCAGUUCUGCGUGUUCAAGGGCUGGAGCCUGUUCGGGAUGCUGACCAAGUUUCAUUCGCUGAUGCAUUUCAAGCAUGAUUUCGAAUCCUCUCUCAGGGUUCAGCGUCAGUGGACGCUCAAUCCGGCAUGCUACGAUUGUAGCCUCAAUGAAGAUUUCAUAGGAGCUGUAGCCCGGCAAUCGCGAAGGAUCUCCUACAAACAUGGUGGUGUUUUCGAGACAACCUUGCUACGUCACUACCUGCUGAAGGCGCGCUUCACCAUCAGGAAAUUCCGCAAGAACAACAAUUUCCGGCCAGCGCGGCGCUGA